UUUAUUAAAAGGUAACGUGGGCUUUGCCUAUGCAGAAACGUGCCUGCGUGCUACGACCGUAUGCUUGUUUGAGUGUCGUAGCCUGUAACGUUAGCGCUGCAUUGACGAGGCGGAGCUCCGGAGGACAUGAGGCACAAAACAGCGGCUUCACCUCCUUCGGCGAGCCAGGAACUACUGCAGAUGCAAAGGAGCCCGGUUAAGUCUGUUAAGAACCUAAGAGCCUAGUCCAAUUAUCAUGAGGAGACCUGCAGAAAUCCUCCCCGCGCGGUGUCGUUGAGCCGACAUGGCUGCUUCAGCUACUACGACGAUCUGAAGAAUCAAGACAUUGCUCUGCCUCCUUCAGCGAAAGCCUGAAUAGCCUACGACAAUUCUUAUUGCGGUGUAGCAACACUCACGAUGAACGAUGCCAAUCGAUAUGAGGAGUCUGUGAACUAUGUCCUCAGCGCCAGAUAGAUAGAGCUAUAUAAUCUUGUCUGUAAGCUGUUUGUAAUUUUCAACGCCAACGCGUUUUCUUUGAGGUAGAAGGAGCGCCUGCCUGCUUUAUCCCUUUGGACUAUUUCUGGAAUUUCGAUCUUUAUCAUGGAAAGCUACACCGACAUCUUAUUGGUGACUGCCAAUGUUGGAUCUUUAUUUGACAAUGUGGGGGAGAUGGAGAAGGAUUGGCUGCGAGAGUUCUACACGGCGGUCCACACGUACAAGCCUCGCUUCGUGGCCCUCCAUUUCCAGGAGGUGGGAGGGAAAGAGUACAUGGCCAAUAUGGAGCUUGCUGAGAACUUCUUCAGGAGCAUGGAGUCCAGUGAGGAGAUGCGAGACUUUGACCGUGUGUCUACCUACGUGGACAGCCACUUCAAAACCGUGGACAGCUUCACUGCGCUGGGAAGCAUGUACUUCAUCCACAAGAGUCUGAAGAAUAUCUACCAGUAUGAUUUUAAUGCACGGGAGUUCAAGCCCAUCGCUGGACAGAACAAGUUCGUGGGCUCUCUAGAGGGAGUGACCACCGUGCAGAAAGAAAUUCCAAAGAAUUUCUGGCCCGAUUUUAAAUGGUCCAGGAAAGGCUACAUGAGGACACGAUGGCUCAUUCAUAACCAGGGUAUGGAUCUAGUGAAUGUGCACCUCUUCCACGAUGCCUCCAACCUGAUCGCCUGCAACUCCAGUCCCUCUGUGUACUCAGGCAACCGCAAGAAAGCUCUCCGAUACGUCAUCAACAGGAUAUCUGACGGCACUGACAGCCCCCUGCCUUUCUUCCUGUUCGGAGACUUCAACUUCCGCCUGGAUACACUCAGCCUUGUGCAGCACCUGUCCAUCUCAGCUGACGUGCAGACAGUGAAGAAGGACAGCAGCAAUGAGGUGGAGAGGAUCAUCUGUGAGGAGAAAGACAACGACCACAAGGUUCUCCUCCAGAUUGAAACAAAGCUGUUUGCCUACCUUCACCAGGCUGUCUUUAGGGAGGACAACGGCAGAGCACUGCUGAAAUAUGAUAAGGAGAUCGAGGUCUUCAAGGAUGUGAUCUCCGAGGAGGAGAUUCUCUUCCCGCCCAGUUACCCGUACAGCGAGGACUACUCUGAACCCACGCAGUACAUGAACACACGCUGUCCAGCCUGGUGUGACCGCAUCAUCUUCUCAAACACUGCCCAAAGUAUCAUCCACAGGAGGGAGGAGGGAGAGCCGAACGUGAUCUACAACACCCUGGGUUCCAAUGUGUGUAUGGGAGAUCAUAAGCCUGUGUUCCUGUGCUUUCCCCUGAAGACAACCGCACCCUGACUUGCAACAUGACAUCCAACCUCGACACCCAGAGCUGUCAGAGGAUUUUGAAGAUCUACCCCCAUCACUUACAGUAUCACUCGACAGACACACACACACACACACACACACACACACACACACACAAACAAACAAACAAAC
Messenger RNA from Alosa sapidissima (American shad), 1902 nucleotides. Its product is annotated as inositol polyphosphate-5-phosphatase A-like. Lineage: Eukaryota; Metazoa; Chordata; Actinopteri; Clupeiformes; Clupeidae. The record is from RefSeq and is a predicted model, not a curated record. Gene Ontology annotation, molecular function: inositol-polyphosphate 5-phosphatase activity. Gene Ontology annotation, biological process: phosphatidylinositol dephosphorylation.